AUGCGGUUCGAAGAUUGGGAUAUUUUGCUCUUCCCUCGGGACUGCAAGGUUCCCGUCAAAGAGUUCAAGGUAGCCUGCCAUGUUAUUCACGAUACAGAAUUCACCAGCCCUCACGGCUCUCUCGGGCUGCCCACGGUCUGUUGCUUCAUACCGAGUUUGGCUUCCGGAACCCCAUUCCAAGUUUCGAUCCAUUCAUGGUCCUCUCCGACUGUCAGCCAGUUUACCAGAUGCUACAGCAAAUAUGGCGACAGUGCCAACUUUGAGGCACGCGUAUUCAUCGACGGGCAGUUGGUUGCGUAUGUCUUGAUUCCGCUCCUGAUACCACUCUUGAACAAGCAUGUUGCUACCGAAAAUUGCUUUGGCUGGUUAACGCUAUCUUUUACAGGUCUGCAACUCUGGAUAGGGAGAGUGAUUGGCCGCAUGUUGUCAUCCACAGUUUCGGUAAGAAGCGCAACCGUGGCAAUUGUGGCCUCGAUGCAUUUACUAACCCGCAACCACCACAGGGGUUUCAAAGAACGGAGAGCUCGAGCCUCUGAGGUUUCCAAGCUUCCGUGA
Molecule: messenger RNA, 555 nt
Organism: Trichoderma virens Gv29-8
Lineage: Eukaryota; Fungi; Ascomycota; Sordariomycetes; Hypocreales; Hypocreaceae
Exons: 2
Coding region: 1-555 (184 amino acids)
Source: RefSeq, a predicted model, not a curated record